AUGACUGAGGAUAUUUACCCAUUGUUCGGAUGGGAGGACCCUGUUCCGAAUGAAUUUAAGGAGAUCUUCUCCAAAUGCACCAAUGAGUCAGACUCUCGAAAGUGUAGUAGCACAUUAGAAGAAUCAUUAAUAGUUGACGAAGAUUAUGAGAUAAUAGGAAGAAGCCAAAAUGAAAAUUCAAUCUGCCCACUCUGUUAUCAAAAUGUACAAUAAGGUAAUACUCAAUUGUACUCCAAUCUACUUUCCCAGUAUUUUGAUGUGCACACUAAAUGUGCCCUCACAUGCAAACAUAAAACAGCAUAACUUGCCUUGUUAACAGAUUAAAUCAAGCAUGCUCAAAUAAUGGAGAGAGUGCCAGUAGACUACGACUUAUUGGAUCUGAACGUCAAAGUCUUCAUAGAAUUUAGAAUAUUCCACACUAUUGCACAACAGCCAUAUCUCAACCUCACUCACUCCACAACUCUGAAAUAGAAGAAAAAUGCCUCUAUUCUAAUAGAUUAUGCAAAUCUGAGAGAGUAUUUUGGAAAAAGACAGAAGCAUCUUGUACCAUUGAUAUAAGGUCGUAUUAAAAUUGAUGUUCACAUUAUGGAUAGUAAUCUUAUGCAAGAAGCAAAGAAUGUCCAUAGUUAUGAAUUCUACUACAAUGCAAGCAAAGUGUCUAGCGAUUACAUCUGCAUUGGUUACGAUGAUAUAUGCAUUUCAAUGUAGAGGGAAGAUGAACACAAUCAACCAUUGUUGUGUUUAAAAUCACUUAAAAUCAACUUGUCUCCAGACAUUACUAAAUGUCUGACCAAACAAUCCCCAAAGUCCUCUCCCAUUGUUGAUUCAUUCCUUUUCUCACCUAAAACACGUAAUUUCACUCCUCAAGUUGGUCCCACUCAAUAAAGAGUCCGAUUCUAAUCAUUCCAAUUGGAAGAGUAGACACAACCAGAUGAAUGGACUGAAGAUUUAUAAAGUUUUGAGUAAAUAAGGGGCAAGAUAGUGAAUUUUGCAAAGACUUAACAUGGGAGUCGUCUCAUCCAAAAGCAUUUCACUACAUGUACACAAAUAGAGUUGGAUCAAUUAUUGCAAGAGAUAGGUUCAAAUAUAGGGGAUUUAAUGAUUGAUCCUUAUGCCAAUUAUAUGUUUGGUAGUUUGAGUUAAAGUUGUGCUCCCCAUUAACGAUUAUAUAUUUUACAAACAAUUUCCAACCGCUUAGUAGAUAUUGCAUGUGAUAAAAAGGGUACUCAUGCUAUUCAAUCUUUGGUUUCUUUGAUAUCAUCAAAAUAAGAAGAGGAAAUGGUUGAAAAUAGCAUAAAAAAUCAUAUUAUUAAUCUCACAUUAGACAGCCAAGGAACACAUUUGAUCAAAAAGAUCAUAGCGAGAUUUUCUGAGGAUCGUUUGAAUUUGAUAUUUAGCAAAUUAAUGGAGAAAUUCAUUUAGGUUGUCAAUCAUCAGUUUGGACUUUGUGUUUUGAAGGAUCUCAUAACCAAAUUUAAAAAUAAUCCAGAGAAAUGCACCUUUAUUUUAAUUAAGAUGCGCGAUCAAUUGGAUGACAUAGUGCAAGAUCCCUUCGGUAAUUAUGGUGUACAACACGCGAUCGAUGUCUAUGGAGAUUUAAAAUGCACUCCUAUAAUUGAUAAAAUCUUAUAGAAAUUGGUACAACUAUCAAUCCACAAAUAUUCUUCAAAUGUUGUGGAGAAAUGCAUUUUAGAAACGUCAGCAAAAACCUAGAAACGAUUCAUCAAGCAAUUGUCUCAAGACGUCAUUUGUUUGGAAUUGAUGAAAAAUAAGUUUGGAACCUUUGUAUUACAGAAGGCUCUUCAGGAAGCUGAGAAAUUAGGCGAAGGAGAGCAAUUGCAAUAGGCUCUUUAGCGUAACUUGCCUUCCAUCUAUGCUCAGAGCAUUAGGCAGAAGUGGACGGAUUACUUAACUAAGAAGUGA
This is a messenger RNA of Paramecium tetraurelia, 1923 nucleotides long. RefSeq lists its product as uncharacterized. Gene Ontology annotation, cellular component: cytoplasm. Gene Ontology annotation, biological process: post-transcriptional regulation of gene expression. The record is from RefSeq and is a predicted model, not a curated record. NCBI's taxonomy places the organism in Eukaryota, Ciliophora, Oligohymenophorea, Peniculida, Parameciidae. The transcript has 5 exons. Gene Ontology annotation, molecular function: mRNA binding.